ACCCCAAGCCUGGAGAGUACUGGGCAGGGUCCCUGUCCUGGAGCUGUUUAGGUUCCGAAAGUGCCUAGGGGCAGCAAAUUAUUUAGAGCUUAAAGAGCAGAAACGCUGAGCAGGGAUAGGUGGUCGCGUUCCAGAGCACUCAGGACAGAUAAGUGGGUCUGUGUCAGCUGACCAGGACCGGCGGGUUUCCGCUUCCCUCCAGGGCGGUGGGUGAGGCAGUGAGGCCGAGGUUCGACCAGAUAGCGCCGCUAUGUGGCCCCCGGACGCAGAGCCAGAGCAGGAUCCGGAGUCAGCGCACAGCCCCCGAAGUGGCAGCAGGACAGUGCCGGGGCUCCGAGCCCUGUUGCCCGCGCGCGCCUUCCUCUGCUCUCUCAAAGGCCGCCUCCUGCUGGCCGAGUCGGGCCUUUCAUUCAUCACCUUCAUCUGCUACGUGGUGUCCUCAGCAUCGGCCUUCCUCACAGUGCCUCUGCUGGAGUUCCUGUUGGCUGUUUACUUCCUCUUUGCUGAUGCCAUGCAGCUGAAUGACAAGUGGCAGGGCUUGUGCUGGCCCAUGAUGGACUUCCUGCGCUGUGUCACUGCUGCUCUUAUCUAUUUCGUCAUCUCCAUCACUGCUGUCGCCAAAUACUCAGAUGGGGCUUACAAAGCAGCUGGAGUUUUUGGCUUUUUUGCCACAAUUGUGUUCGCAAUUGACUUCUACCUGAUCUUUAAUGAAGUGGCCAAAUUCCUCAAGCAAGGAGACUCUGGGAACGAGACCACAGCCCAUAGGACAGAAGAAGAGAACUCCAACUCUGACUCAGACUCUGACUGAAGGCCUGUCUGCGCUUGACGAGAGCCACUCAGCGAUCUCACCCAUGCUGUCCUGACGGGGCUACAGGAGCAUGGCAGGGAAUGCCCACGGGAGAGCAGAUUGAGGAGCCAGGAGAUUAUACUCCUGAGGCCUCACAUUCCAACUUGGCUGUGUUGGCUUGGCACUGCUGAGCUGGCAUAGUAGAGCAUGCCGACUCUCCUUCCUUCUCCUCUUUCUGUCCCUGAGCCCCUUAGCCUCACUGCCCCACAGAAGCACACAUCAAAGGGAGCCAGUCACUGCAGUUCAGGUGGCAGCAUGGGCCGGGGUGGGACUUCUUUUUACUAACAGGGACAGACAAAAGCACAGCAGGCUGGGCCACCAGCCCCAGCCUGCACCAAGCUCUCCUGUUCACCCUUGAACUUCGCUGAGAUGAUUUUCAGGAGUCUUGUUCAAGAAGUUCCCUCCUCACUGUGAAACAGGGAGAAACCUAGCUAGCCAAGUCUUCCCCAUGAGGGGUCUGAGACCUUGUCAGAACGGAACCCAAAGAUUUGUUUACCAGGGUCCACAGACAGGGAGCCAACCAGUACAGUGGCAGUGACCAAGUCACAAGUGGCUGGGCAGGCCCAGCUUAGCACUCUCCUCCUGGGGCUCCUAAAGAACAAAGUGCUUUCUCUGGACACCUGGGCAGGACCACUGGUGACAUGGACCUUCUCUGUAUUCUCUUGGGGCUGAUACUUUGUAUGUGUCUUUGUUGGUGUUUUCUAACUUUUUAAUAUUUUUUUUUAUAUAAAAACAAUGUAACAAAUGGCCUUUCCUGUAACCUAAGAGGCCCCAUGAAUGAGCCAGAGUUCUGGGACCAUGUCGUGGGCAUUUGUAACCUUCUUAUCUUGCAUGUGAAUACCCUCCCUUAAAAAAAAAAAAAAAAAAAAAAAAAAAAAAAAAAA
This is a messenger RNA of Mastomys coucha (southern multimammate mouse), 1731 nucleotides long. RefSeq names its product CKLF like MARVEL transmembrane domain containing 3 (gene Cmtm3). NCBI's taxonomy places the organism in Eukaryota, Metazoa, Chordata, Mammalia, Rodentia, Muridae. Gene Ontology annotation, cellular component: membrane. The transcript has 6 exons. The record is from RefSeq and is a predicted model, not a curated record. Bases 251 to 808 code for a protein of 185 amino acids.